AUGCUCCGCCGUGGUCUUGUCCUGGACCUGAGCACCGCUUUCGGCUUCGGUACUACCUUCGGCUACCUCUGGUGGUACGGAUACCACCUUCCCCGCGUGCGUGAGCGCGAUACCUACUACGCCCGCCUCGAGGCUGAGCGUGCUGCCCAGCGGGGUUAA
This is a messenger RNA of Penicillium expansum, 159 nucleotides long. Its product is annotated as cytochrome c oxidase subunit VIIa. Lineage: Eukaryota; Fungi; Ascomycota; Eurotiomycetes; Eurotiales; Aspergillaceae. Gene Ontology annotation, biological process: mitochondrial electron transport, cytochrome c to oxygen. Bases 1 to 159 code for a protein of 52 amino acids. The transcript is spliced from 3 exons. The record is from RefSeq and is a predicted model, not a curated record.